GCUUAAACAGCUGAUGGUUGAGGCGAAGUAAGGCAGUACCGAUGGGGGAGACGAUAACAAUAAUUAGGCAUCAUGAGAUUUUUGUCAAGUCUCGUUUGUGCAGCUCUUUUGAUGAAACAGGUUUUAGGUGAAUAUGGAAUGGCACAUUUCAGUGACUGGGAGAACAAAGGCAAAGAUUACUGCAUCUUCUUCAACUCCCAGUGGGCUCGACUACCUCAGGACCUCAGUAAAGCUGUGCGGCUGCAGAUCUAUGAUCUCACCACCUCUGCGCUGUGCUCCCCCUCGGAUGUACCUGAGGGCGGCUUCCCAAACAGUAUCCCAAUGGUGAUGAGAGGAAAUUGCACUUUCUAUGAGAAAGUCAGAUUGGCUCAGAUCAACGGUGCCAAGGGACUUCUGAUCGUCAGCAAAGAUAGACUUACACCGCCAUCGGGGAACAAGUCUCAGUAUGAGGAGAUUAGCAUCCCAGUGGCUCUGCUCAGCUAUAAAGACAUGCUGGACAUCAGGAAGACAUUUGGGGAAAACAGGCAGGUGGCCAUGUAUGCACCCAAUGAACCAGUGGUAGAUUACAAUAUGGUGAUCAUCUUCCUGAUGGCAGUUGGCACAGUGGCUGUUGGAGGAUACUGGGCUGGCAGCAGGGACAUCAAAAAACGUUACAUGAAGCACAAAAGGGAUGACAGUGCUGAGAAACAAGAUGAGGAGACAGUUGACGUCACUCCUGUCAUGAUUUGUGUAUUUGUGGUCAUGUGCUGCACUAUGCUGGUGCUCUUGUAUUUCUUCUAUGAUCACUUGGUGUAUAUGUCUAUAGCUACAUUCUGUUCGGCAUCAGCUGUCGGUCUGUACAGCUGUCUUUGGCCUAUUGUACGAAGAAUACCCUUUGGGAAAUGCAGGAUACCUGAGAAUAACCUGCCGUACUGCCAUAAGCGGCCACAGGUGCGCAUGCUGCUCCUUUCGGCCUUCUGCAUAGGAGUUAGUGUCACCUGGGGAGUUUUCCGCAAUGAAGACCAGUGGGCAUGGGUGCUUCAGGAUGCAUUAGGUAUCGCAUUUUGCCUCUACAUGCUAAAAACAAUCAGACUGCCCACUUUCAAGGCCUGCACUCUGUUGCUGGUCGUCCUGUUUGUGUAUGAUGUGUUUUUUGUUUUCAUUACCCCACUCUUAACUGAGAGUGGUGAAAGUAUCAUGGUAGAGGUGGCGACUGGACCCUCCAAUUCCUCCUCACAUGAGAAGCUUCCAAUGGUGCUGAAAGUGCCCAGGUUAAACUCAUCACCUUUGGUCCUGUGUGACAGGCCCUUCUCUCUCCUGGGCUUUGGGGAUAUCUUGGUACCAGGUCUGCUUGUAGCAUAUUGCCACAGAUUUGACAUUCUCAUGCAGACUUCUCGAAUAUACUUCCUGGCUUGCACUGUUGGCUAUGGCAUUGGCCUGCUCAUCACAUUUGUGGCUCUGGCUCUGAUGGAGAUGGGUCAGCCUGCCCUCCUUUACCUGGUGCCUUGCACACUCCUCACCAGCCUUGCUGUGGCACUGUGGCGCAAGGAGCUGCCUUUGUUCUGGACAGGAAGUGGAUUUGUGCCUCCUCCCAUUGUGAUGGAACAAAUUAACUGUACCCAAACCACAGGAGAUUCCAUAGCUGAACCCCAGUCCAAUCCAGAGCCGCAGGACUCUGAAAUGACCAAUCAGUGCGAGGACCCUCCUCCACCAGCCCAAGAGGAAGUUUCGCAUCUUAAAGAUGCAGCUACUACAUAAAGACAAAAGACUCAAAGGAUGCUAAUUUCUUGUUCAUUUUUUUUAAAGUCAGUUAUAGCUGUAAGAACAUCUCGGUGCACUUGCUUUACAGAGAGGAAAAGUGACAAUAUUUGUUUAAAGCCUUUGGAAGCGGGCAGUCUGCUUGAACCAAAGCCAUGGAAACACAAGAACGCAACAACAUCGGUUGUGCUUCGUCCAACAUGGAUCUGCUUCAGUUCAUGACGGAUGCUAGUAAAUGAAUAGUUCACCCAAAAAUAAAUUGUCAUCAUUCACUCAGCCACUCAAACUCAUUUGACUUCCUUUCUUUUGUGGAACACAAAAAGAUAUGAAAGGCAGAAUGUUAGCCUCAGUCACCGUUCACUUUCAUUGUAUGGAAAGAAAGAUGAACAGAAAUGGAACAAAAUGAAGUGACAAUUUUUAUUUUUGGGUGAACUAUCCCUUUAGGAGUGCUUUAAAUGGACAGCUUUCAUCUUCUACGCAGUGAUCUCAAUUGUGUCUGGCUGUGUGUGUUAUUUUGUUUUCUCUAUUUUUUGUUAGUCAAUGUUAAAAAUCUCUCAGUAAAUGAAACCUAGUGCAGCUAGACAUUUUCCAGACAUUUUCCAUUUUUAAAGAAAGCUCACUGAAAAUCCCUAAUUCUUCAUUCAUGUUGAUAAUUGGCUACCUGUAAAUAACACAUUACUGGUUGGUUCUGUCCUUUUCAUAACAGCGCUGAAGUAUCCCAUCCUCUUAAAUAUGGUGCUAAUAAGAACCAAGGCUAAGGUGUCUGGGAUGUUUCAUUAUUUUCAUCUUCAGAACAGGGCUCUGAGAUUUGAAUGCUUUGGACUGGUUGAGGUACUCUGAAUAUUCAAGAGCAGUACUGUAAAACAAGGCCACAUCAUUUCACUUUUAUAUUGGUUUGAAAUGAGAUUUCUGCUUUAGUUGCGUUUUAAAGAUCAUAUUCUAUGGCUCAAUAAAGGGACACAAUGUAUUUAGAAUGCGUAAUUUACUUGAUGCAAGGCAACGUAAGAACGUAAGUGCAGUUUACAAUGAUACUUUCCUGUCCAUCUAUUUUAUAGUAGGAAUUUUGUAUUCAUGUACUUUCUUUUAAAUUUUUUUAUUUAAUCCAAAGUUUUGCUCCGAUUCUCCCCAUCAAAUGAUUUUAAGGGACGGCUCACCCCAAAAUGAAUGUUCUAUCAUCAACAGAAAAGAUGUUUAGCAGAAUGUUAGCCACAGAAACUUUUCACUUUCAUUGCAUCAUUUUUCCACACAAUUAUGGUGAAUGGUGACUGAAACUAACAUCUCCUUUUGUCUUCCAUGGAAAAAAGUGAUACGGGUUUGGAACCUCAUGAGGGUGAGUAAAUGAUGUGAGAAUUUUCAUUAUUGGGUAAACUAUCUCUUCAAUUAUUUUAUAUUGCAUAAAUUCUAUUGAAAAAAAGUCACACCUCCCUGUUGUUGCAUUAAAAUUCUGGUACAGUCUUUAUAUUGAGUCAUGUGAAAUAAUGUGGACAAGUUAAAUAUCAAUGACAUCUGUAUUGAUGACCGUGUAUUAAUACUCCUGCAGUCUGGAGGGCAUGGUUUUUGUUUUGUUUUUAAUCUUCAGAGAUAUGAAGGUCUGUUUUAUUAGAGAUCAUAUGCUAAUAGUGUUACAGUGUGGUUUUGAAAACUUGAAGAGUGCACAUAUUAAAGGAAUAAUGCAUAAAGUGAUGUGCAGUGUAUUGUGAUGGUUUAAUGUGAUUGAUUUCACUUGUUCUACUUUUGAAGAAUAAGGCAUUCACUAGCAAGCCUGAAUAGUAAAAUACCAUUCACAUACACAUAGAAGUGGAGUUCUUGGCAGAUCCCUCCCACAUUAAAAGCGAAGCAAUAUUGUGUAUAUAAACAGUAAAUUCGAGUUCAUAGAUGGUUCACACGAAAUGGCACACAUCAGAGUGCUGUGGUUAGGACCUUGAAAUGUCACUUACUAGAAUGUGACU
This is a messenger RNA of Myxocyprinus asiaticus (Chinese sucker), 3686 nucleotides long. RefSeq names its product signal peptide peptidase-like 2 (gene sppl2b). Gene Ontology annotation, biological process: membrane protein proteolysis. The transcript is spliced from 15 exons. NCBI's taxonomy places the organism in Eukaryota, Metazoa, Chordata, Actinopteri, Cypriniformes, Catostomidae. The record is from RefSeq and is a predicted model, not a curated record. Gene Ontology annotation, molecular function: aspartic endopeptidase activity, intramembrane cleaving. Bases 73 to 1737 code for a protein of 554 amino acids. Gene Ontology annotation, cellular component: Golgi-associated vesicle membrane; lumenal side of endoplasmic reticulum membrane; cytoplasmic side of endoplasmic reticulum membrane.